Molecule: messenger RNA, 2032 nt
Organism: Paramecium octaurelia
Lineage: Eukaryota; Ciliophora; Oligohymenophorea; Peniculida; Parameciidae
Source: the annotation of a GenBank genome assembly
AUGCAACCAUUAUUCAAACAAAGGAAACCAGCCAAUCUGAUUAUCCAAUCUUCUGAGGAAGACAAAAUUGUCUAAUAAUAAGUAAACUAUUCGUCUAUAAUGCAGAUCCCAGAAUUGGACACUUUCGAAGAAUUUUGUAGCAAUAUUCCAGAUGUUGAAAAUUAAGAACUCAAUUUUACUAAAGAAUCCAAAUCCUUUAGUUCUCACAAUCUUAAUUUGUAAGAGUCUUAAGAAUUUCAAACCAAUGCGAAAUACAGUGAUCAAAAAUAAGAAGAAAUCUAAGAGUCUCUCCCCAUACAAUAUAUCGAAUUUGUUGAGUUUCAUCCUCAGAGCAUUAAUUCUGGCCAAUCCGAAUCCAAUCUUUAGAGAAUCGAUUCUCAACAAAGUCCCAAAGAUAUCAUGCAAGAGCCCCCUGCUCCUCAAAAUAAGAACUUAACUAAAUUCAGCUUCCCUUAAAAGGGUGGUUGUUUCAGCAGUUGUAACAAAUUCAAAAUUAUAUUCUUUUAGUAAAGAAGUAACUCUGUGUCGAUUAACCUUUGAUAACUCAUCAUGGAAAUUAGAGCGCCUCUGAAGAAACCCUAGUUAAGCAGCAUAAUACCUAAAAUAUUCCAAAAUGCAUAUAGGAUGAUUUGACUAAGCAAAUUAAGGAAUUAACUGAUUAAAAAAAUGCCAUUGAAGCCUCUUUCUAGAGUUAAAUUUUGUAACUGCAAACCCAAAAUCAAAAAUUGGAGUAGGAAUUGGCUCAAUAGAAAUAGAAGAAUUUAAAUUUGGUCCAAGAGAAUAUGUUAUUGCAAUCCAAAAUUGAAAUUUUAGAAUAAAAAAAAAGCGCUGAUUUAAACAAUAUCACUGAUUUUUCUAAUGAUUUAUUACCUCACAAAUUGUCCAUGAACGAGAAACUAGUGUAUUUGAUGCAAAAAUUGAAUAUGAAAGCAUAAGAAAAUGCAAAACUUCAAUAUGAAAUUUUGAAAUUGCAAAAUAACGUAUGUAUCUAUGACAUCUAUUCAAUUAAUAGAUUGAAAUCUUGGAAACCUAAAAGUACUUACAAAUCAAUACAAAUUUACUAUUGGACACCCAUAAACUGCAAUCAAGUCAUUCCCCCCUGAUCUAACCCUAAUCUUAAAACAGAGGGCAAUCCCUAAGUAAGGAUAGCAGAACCAGUCUCUUGAAUUCAUAAAAAUACCCUCUCAAUUUAUCCCUCAAUUAUGUCCAAUAAGGAGAGAGAAGACAAGAUGUCUUCAUCAAUAAAAAGAAUAGAAUUAUAUCUCCAUUGGCUCAUUAUAGUUCAGUGGGAGAAUAAUAGCAACUUCAGUUGACAAAUCUUUAAAAGAACAAAGUUUACAAGGAAGAUGUCAAUUACAAUAAUAAGAUGCAGUAAACUAUAAAAUUAAAUGAAUUAGUACAAAAAAUAGCACUUCGGUUGGAGAAUUGAUAUCGUUUAAAUAGGAUUUGACUAAUUGUUCCAAUAUGAUCAACAAGGCCUUAAGAAAGGAGUCCUAUUCGACAUAAUCUCCAGAUGCCAAAGUAACUUAAAAAUUCAAAUAAACUUUAAAUGCAAAAAUUGGGACUUAAUAAGAAAACUCAAAGUCUUAUGCUAGUCUCCUAUUUUCUCUUGGAGAGAAGCAAAAAGAUGUGAGACAGAUGUCUCCAAAGGGAGGCAAUAAGAAAUCAAAAUAGUACUAUCUAAAUUAAGCUAUUGUAGAUUAUUUGGGUUUAUUAUGCAACCCCAUCCAAAUUCAAGAAAACAAUCAGAAAUCUUGAAAUCAGAGGAAUCUCAUAAAAUGAGUUAAGAAUAGCUUAAGAUGUCAGAUAAGUAUUGAUAUUUGUAAAAUAGAAAAAAUACAUUAUAAACUAGUAUUGACAUAUUUUAAAUAAUGAAGGAUAUGAGAAAUAAAAAAAACGGGAGUAUAUGAAUUAAUACUAUUUUAUAUUAGUCUCGACAAAAUUAAGUUAAAAGAAAGGGCAAGCUGCAACAAGUAGAUAGAUGAUCACUGAAAUCAAAAGCAGUAGAACCAAUAAACCAAGUUUUGACUGA